Messenger RNA from Ilex paraguariensis (yerba mate), 399 nucleotides. Lineage: Eukaryota; Viridiplantae; Streptophyta; Magnoliopsida; Aquifoliales; Aquifoliaceae. The record is from the annotation of a GenBank genome assembly.
AUGUACCAUAGACAGGCCUGUCACAUGCAACAAAGUGGAAGCAUAGAUGAGAUUAUUGAUCAGAGGUUGGGGUCUAAAGUUAACAAAGAAGAAGCAGAAAGGAUGGUGAAAGUAGCACUCUUGUGUACAAAUGCAUCUCCAUCACUCCGGCCUAUUAUGUCUGAAGUAGUCAGCAUGCUUGAAGGACGAAUGUCCAUUCCAGAUCUGAUCCCAGAACCUAGUAGCUAUACUGAAGAUUUGAGAUUUAAAGCCAUGAGAGACUUUCGUCAAGAGAAGCAAACCCAAAAUUUCAGUGGAACCCAAACCCAGAACUCAAUGACGAUCCAAACAGAUGUGUGCACUUCAUUUGCAUCAACUACUGAUAAAUUUGAAAUUAAUCCAGAUCCCAAAUCCUAUUGA